Prunus armeniaca (apricot) is the source of this 720-nucleotide messenger RNA. The record is from the annotation of a GenBank genome assembly. NCBI's taxonomy places the organism in Eukaryota, Viridiplantae, Streptophyta, Magnoliopsida, Rosales, Rosaceae.
AUGGCCGCCCUAAGCAUUGGCAUCGCCACCACCAGCUCAGCCUUACUUACAAGGCCGACACCGCGUAGUUCGAGGCCUACCAGAAUUUCCUGCAUUGGAUGGGACCCAGAAGGUGUAUUGGGGCCGCCGCAGACGGGCCAUUUGGCCCGAAUAGAGUUCAAGAGGCGGAUGGAAAGAGACGCCGAUGCUCGAGAAGCCUUCGAGCGCCAAGUCAUUGAAGAAAAAGAGCGCCGUAGAGCUCUUAGAGAAUCUCGGGCUGAGCCGGAUACUGCAGAGGAGUUGAUCGAGUACUUUCUCAACACUGAGGCACAGGAAAUUGAGUUCGAGAUUUCGAGGUUGAGGCCACGAUUGGACAAGGAAUUUUUCUCACACCUUCAAUAUGAGCUAGGUCAGCUUCGGUUUGCUGUUUCAAAAACUCAGGAUAUAGAGGAUAGAUUGAUUGAGCUGGAAGCACUGCAGAAGGCCCUGCAGGAAGGAACAGAGGCAUAUGACAAAAUGCAAACUGACCUCAUUAAAGCAAAGCAGAGUCUAACCAAAGUCUUGACUUCAAAGGAUGUAAAAGCAACUUUACUAGAGAUGGUUGAGCGCAAUGAACUUAAUAGAUCCUUCUUGACACUUCUUGAUGAAAACAUUGCAAACGCACACAAGGGCAACCAGAAGCAAGCAGCUGAUUUCAUGGAAAAGCUUCGUGGGGCUGUUCUCAAGUACAUGACAGUUUAG